CCGAUAUUCUCUUGCGGGGUCAAACCCGCUUGCAGACUACUACUCCAUGGCGAAGAAAAAGAAAUCAGGGCCGCCGUACGACUAUUCGAAGUCUGAGAAUGCGUAUCUCCUCGUGGUCUGGUGCUAUGGGAUGGACAACGACCGGCCGUCCGAGAGAACACAGAUCGAUGUCGACAGAGCUGGGACGUUCAUUGAGGCUGCUACGGGAUACCUACCUAAUCGGAUCUUCACUCGAAAAACCGUAAGUACAGUGAUGAGGAACUGCAACCUGUUGUGUGCGUGAAAGCGUGGUGACGCUUGAGGCGCGAACUCCUCGAACGGCACCAUAACACUGUGUUCCUUCAUGCAGGAGAUGGUUGUCAUUGUCGAGCUUCCCAAAGAGGUGGAUUUCACCCCUUUGUAUGGCGCACAUAGAUGGUCCGAGUUUGUAGAGUCAAAGUACCUUAAACGUCAUCAAGUCCCGAAUAUGACUACUUUCUUUGAGUACAACUACGUAACACAUGGACCACCUGAACG
Punctularia strigosozonata HHB-11173 SS5 is the source of this 516-nucleotide messenger RNA. RefSeq lists its product as uncharacterized. Bases 47 to 283 code for a protein of 78 amino acids. Lineage: Eukaryota; Fungi; Basidiomycota; Agaricomycetes; Corticiales; Punctulariaceae. The record is from RefSeq and is a predicted model, not a curated record. The transcript is spliced from 2 exons.